AUGACCUAUCGAUUUGUGGGCGAGCGCGGUGAGUUCAAUGUGGUGCGCAAGGGGAUCUCGCGCGCCUUCUGGAAUGAUAUCUAUCACUGGCUGAUCAAGCUCAGUUGGCGCUACUUCUGGCUCCUGCUCGUGGCGAUCUAUGGAGGCGUGAACGUCCUGUUCGCCAUCCUGUUCAUGCUGGGUGGGGAUUGCAUCCACGGGGCCGAUCCGAACAGCUUCUCGGAUCAUUUCUUCUUUAGCAUCCAGACGAUCGCCACGAUCGGCUACGGCGCGCUCUACCCGAAGACGCUCUACGCGGACUUGUUGGUCUCCAUCGAGGCGUUCCUGGGGGUCGUGAUCACGGCGCUCUCGACGGGGCUCGUGUUCGCCAAGUUCUCGCGUCCCACAGCGCGCGUGUUGUUUAGUGACCGGGCCGUGAUCACGGAGUUUAACGACGAGCGCACGCUGAUGUUUCGCAUGGCGAACCUGCGCGGCAAUCAGAUCGUCGAUGCGACCGUGGAUGUCUCCUUCGUGCGCUUCGAGACGACCUCCGAGGGGGAGCGUUUCCGGCGCUUCUAUACGCUCCCGCUAAAGCGACGCCGCACCUCGAUGUUCGCGCUCAGUUGGACGGUGAUGCAUGUCAUCGACGAGGAGAGUCCGCUCUACGGACUCUCUCCCGAGGAUUGGGAGGAGGAUCAGGCCGAGAUGAUCAUCUCGAUGAACGGCGUCGAUGGAACCUUCGGGCAGAUGAUCCACGCGCGCUACUCCUACACCAUCGACGAGGUCGCCAUCGACGCGAGGUUUGUCGAUAUCCUGACGGUGCGCGAGGACAACAUGCUCGAGGUCGACUUCUCACACUUCCAUCACGUGGAGUGA
Molecule: messenger RNA, 855 nt
Organism: Ostreobium quekettii
Lineage: Eukaryota; Viridiplantae; Chlorophyta; Ulvophyceae; Bryopsidales; Ostreobiaceae
Source: the annotation of a GenBank genome assembly